AUGGUAAAGUUGAUAUGCACGAUCGUAGGUACGAAGGAAAGCGUAUUUCUUGUGGAUAUUGACACGAGACAGUUAGUGGGGGAAUUAAAGAAGGCUAUCAAGGUGGAGAAUCCAGAUUUUCAAUGUUCCGCGCGCAACCUGCAGCUCUUUCCUGCCAAGAUGGUAGAGGGCAAGUGGCUGGCCUCGAGCUCGGACGAUGUAAUAAAGCUGAAGAAGGGCGAGAAGACUCAUCACGUUGUAGAGUUAACGAAAGAAGGCCGAAAGCUGCAGAUGGACGAUUAUAUUGCCGAUUCUCUUUGA
This is a messenger RNA of Peronospora farinosa, 300 nucleotides long. The record is from the annotation of a GenBank genome assembly. Lineage: Eukaryota; Oomycota; Peronosporomycetes; Peronosporales; Peronosporaceae.